This is a messenger RNA of Peronospora matthiolae, 780 nucleotides long. NCBI's taxonomy places the organism in Eukaryota, Oomycota, Peronosporomycetes, Peronosporales, Peronosporaceae. The record is from the annotation of a GenBank genome assembly.
AUGGAAGAAAGUUCCGGCGUUCCUGAGAGCAAACACUCCCGAGAAAGUUAUGUUGAGGGUAUGGAUCCCCAACUACCUGCGGACGUGCUUUCCCAGGAAAUCACCGAGACAGUGAAUGUCUUGGUGAAUGACGGAUCAAGUGUAGGCGCUUAUACACUUGAUCUGGUUGCACCCCCGAAGUCAGCUUCAAAGGUAGUCAAGUUGCCAACGCUAGAAUCUAAAAGAUUCGUGCGAGAUCUGCGAAGUGACAAGAUCAAGCAGAUCUGCAUUCUCGUCACAGAGGACGAGUUCGUCGCCGUUAUUCGGUCGGCCCAAGUGUUUGCUGAGAACGAACGGGUUCUCAGUAGCUCAUCGAUGAGCGAGAGUGUCCUCGAUGAGAAGACUCGAAUUGAGCUAUACACGUCUCAAUCUUGGGAGUCUUUGAAGACAAAUUCUUUGUACAAGGAUUUGGAUGAAUUCAAGGAUGUUUUCCCGGAAUCCGUGCCAUGCGAGCUGCCCAAGGACAAAGGCACUCGGCAUGAGAUCGAACUGAAACCUGGGUCAAAAUACUGUGUCAUGAAGCAGUGGCCACUGCCUCGUGAACAGGUCACAUCGAUCGACAAAUUCUUUGCUGAUCGCUUAGGCUGGUCAUGUGAGGGAAUCAGCAUCCCCACACAGCUCUCCUACCUUCUGUGUGCAAAAAGCCACAGGAGGGUGGCGGAUAGUGCACGCAUUCAUCAAACUGAAUGCUACAACAGUACCAGCUUGGACGCCGAUACAGAGAAAGGACGUCAUCAUUGA